Pogona vitticeps (central bearded dragon) is the source of this 4725-nucleotide messenger RNA. The record is from RefSeq and is a predicted model, not a curated record. Lineage: Eukaryota; Metazoa; Chordata; Lepidosauria; Squamata; Agamidae.
UUCCUGUGAGGGCGCACGCGCGGAGGGUUACUGCCUCCUUCUCCUCCCCCAGCUCAGUUCCCCUCAUAAAACGACCAAGUGUCUGCCGGUGUUGAAUGAGAGCAGUGGCUGAGGGAAGCGCUCUCAACCUAGACGCGAGCCCGUUGGCUCACAGUAUAUUGUCUCUGUUCUGUUUUGGCACUCGGCCGCUUCUCUCUCGUCGGCAGGAAUUAUGACUCUACUGUGGAUGAAUUAGUAAAACCAUUGCUGCAAAUGUACAGUGGAAGCGAACAGUGGGGUAAUAUGGACCUAACGAAUGGGCAGCUCAGUGGUGGUAAUAUUGCAACUGCUGCUUCAGAGAAGAGUAGCAGCUCGGAGUCCUUAAGUGACAACGGUUCUGCUGAACUAAAGAAAAGCUUUGAUGCAGUAGUAUUUGAUGUUUUGAAAGUUACACCUGAAGAAUAUGCAGGCCAGAUAACACUGAUGGACAUACCUGUAUUUAAAGCCAUUCAACCAGAAGAGCUGUCAAGUUGUGGUUGGAAUAAAAGGGAGAAAUAUAGUUCUGCACCAAAUGCAGUUGCUUUUACAAGAAGAUUCAACCAUGUAAGUUUUUGGGUUGUCAGAGAGAUUCUUCACGCACAGACCUUAAAAAUAAGAGCUGAAGUUCUAAGCCACUAUAUUAAAACUGCUAAGAAACUGUAUGAGUUAAAUAAUCUGCAUGCUCUUAUGGCUGUACUAUCUGGAUUGCAAAGUGCUCCCAUCUUCAGGUUGACUAAAACAUGGGCGUUACUGAGCCGAAAAGACAAAGCUACUUUUGACAAACUGGAAUAUGUAAUGAGUAAAGAAGAUAAUUAUAAAAGACUUAGAGACUACAUUAGCAGCUUGAAGAUGACUCCCUGUAUUCCUUAUUUAGGUAUUUAUCUUUCAGAUUUGACAUAUAUUGAUUCAGCAUACCCAUCGACAGGAAGUAUUCUGGAAAAUGAGCAAAGAUCAAACUUAAUGAAUAACAUACUUAGAAUAAUAUCAGAUUUACAGCAGUCUUGUGAGUAUGAUAUUUUUGUGUUGCCUCAUGUUCAAAAAUACCUGAAUUCUGUUCAAUAUAUAGAAGAACUUCAAAAAUUUGUGGAGGAUGACAAUUAUAAGCUUUCAUUAAAGAUAGAACCUGGGACCAGUACCCCACGUUUUGCUGCAUCUCGUGAAGAUUUAGUAGGUGCUGAAGUGGGGAUUUCUCCACAAAGUGUACGAAAAAGUGGUACAACUGAAGGAGCAUUGCUACCACCAACUCCUCCAUCCCCUCAGAACCUCAUACCACAUGGGCAUAGGAAAUGUCACAGUUUAGGAUACAAUUUCAUUCAUAAGAUGAACACAGCAGAAUUUAAAAGUGCAACAUUUCCAAAUGCAGGACCAAGACAUCUUUUAGACGAUAGUGUCAUGGAAUCACAUGCCCCAUCUCAGGGACAGGCAGAAAGCUCUACUCUUUCUAGUGGAAUUUCAGUAGGUAGCAGUGAUGGUUCGGAGCUCAGUGAAGAAACUUCCUGGCCAGCAUUUGAAAGGAACAGGUUAUACCAUUCUCUUGGUCCGGUGACAAGAAUGGCACGAAAUGGUUAUCGAGGCCACUUGAAGGGCAGCAGUUCUGCAGAGUCUGAAGACUUGGCUGUUCAUUUGUAUCCAGGAGCUGUUACUAUUCAAGGUGUUCUCAGAAGAAAGACAUUGUUGAAAGAAGGCAAAAAACCAACAGUAGCAUCUUGGACAAAAUACUGGGCAGCUUUGUGUGGGACCCAACUUUUCUACUAUGCUGCAAAGUCUUUGAAGGCAACAGAGAGAAAACAUUUCAAAUCUACACCAGCUAAGAAUGUGUCAGUAGUGGGUUGGAUGGUUAUGAUGGCUGAUGAUUCAGAUCAUCCAGAUUUCUUCUUGCUCACAGAUUCUGAGAAAGGGAACUCGUACAAGUUUCAGGCUGGUAACAGAAUGAAUGCAAUGUUGUGGUUCAAGCAUCUAAGGGCUGCCUGCCAAAGCCACAGACAACAGGUCCCUGCCAACUUGAUGACUUUUGAGUGACAAGCUUCUUCAGAACCUGAACCAAGAUGACAGUUCAGAAUAUUGUCUGUCUCAUAGUUGGAAGAAGAAGGUCCCGAUAAAAGCACACCAUCUUACUUUGUGCCAGAACAAAGAUGAUAAACAGAAUUUCAAAAUCUCUGACCUACUGAACAAACAAACAGAAAAGCACUAAGAGGUUAGGGGAUGGAAAUGCAUCAUGAACUGCCAUGUAGUGUUGCUUAAAAUUCUCUGGACUGAUCUGUGGAAACUAAUGCCUUAAAAAAUGAAAGGGAAACCAAUAUGAAAAACCAGUGUGUCUGUCUGUCUGUCUGUCUGUGCGCAUGCGUGUCUGUCUGUGUGUGUGUCUCUCUCUGUGUGUAGUUGGUUUGCUUAUAGUUGGUUUGCAUUUAACAUUGUAGCUUUUGGUUUAAAAGCCCAUCAUUUUUUGCAUUUUUUGUGUGAAAAAGACAUAAACUCAGAAUAUUUUCUGAGUUGUGUCAGGAUGAAAGUUUGCAAGGAUGUAACAUAUGUGUUAUUAAAAAAUGUGUAGAUUGUACUAGUAUCCCUCAGUCUGUACGAACUUUUGUUUUGUUCAUGUAAUUAGUUCAAUUAGAUCAUUUGUUUAGGUUUAGAUGUAAGAACUGUAACAUAUGCAAUUUUCUUAUCUUUUCACAAAGCACUGAUGUUGCAGAAUUUGGUACUGUAUGGGGAUUUUUAUUCCUUUUAGGGACACACUUGAAUAUUUAAACAUCCUUUCUCCCUUUUCUUGGAGCAUUUGGUUCUCAUUUCCCUCAUCUGCAGGAUUUUGUAAAUUCAGCUCCAGGAAGUGUUGGUGAAGGUUUUUGUCUCACUCAACAUGUUUUCAAUACACACACUCACUUCCCAAAAUUCACUAUAGGUACAUAUUGUAAAGUUCUUCUUUGGUUCUACUUGCUGUUGAAAUUUAUUUGUCUCAAUGCAUAUUGCCAUUCUUAUAGACACACAAGCAAGUGUUUAUAUUUUUCAUUUGGAAUUGUAAGUUUCAUUUCCUUCUUCCAUACUGGGCAUGAAAAACAGAUAAUAAGCAUUAACUGUGAGGCUAGUGCUCGUGAAGUACAGCUCCUGGAAAAUCAGGGAAAACAGUAAUGUAAUAUACAAGCAGGAGCACAGUGGGUAAGACUAAAAGAGGAUGAUUUGCAUACUUUCCCUCCUAUAUGAUUGAGGAAUGUCUGUUCUGGUCUUAUAAUGAUGUUGUAAAGAGAGCUGGUGUCUUGUUCUGAGUCACUUUUACUUUACACUUGUGUUUCCUUACCAGAAGUAUUACUGUACAUAAUUUGCACAACUUGUUUUCCAUUUUUUAAAAAUCACUGUGUUUUUCUUUUCAAAGUUUCUGAAGGAAAAAAAAACACUAUUUUGUGGAAAGAAACCCUGUGGAAUCUUGCUUUUUUAGUAAAAAGAGAAAACACACUAGGAUAGAUGCAUUACAAGCUUACCAGAAUUGUUCUUUGUGCUUUUAUAAGUAGAAAGAUGCAAACUGCCAUCUUGAAGAUGUAAAGUUGCUAAAGACACACUGUCAGGUUUAUUUUUAUAUGGUGAUUUCAUUAUAUUUUGACAUAUCCAGUGGGUUUUUCUGACAAGUCUCCGUUGUCUAUCUGGAGUUUAGUACACUACAUUCUCCUUUAGUGUGUUUUUACUGCUUUCCUAAAUGAGGCUUGCUUUGAUAGACUUGUAACAUUGACAAAGACAAAUUAAUCAUAUCAAAAUCUAAAGGAAGCUGAACAUUGCUGUGAAGGGAUCACACCCAAAAUGGUUACAUUAAUUAGCUCAUAUGCACGUUGAGAGAUGAUUUACACACAAAUCCUUCUAUAGCUUUCGGCUAAUUUUCAAAAACAGUAAAGAGUAAGCUAUUUUAGUGACUUUCAGGAAAAAUUUAAUCCAAGUUCAAAUGUAAUACAUCCAUGUCAAAAGUUUGAUAGAAGAUGAUAAUUCUUAGUGGAGAACAGAAGAUUGUGACGAUUUCAGCAUAUGUUUCAUACAUUUUCUCUUUUAUCUUGUUUUGGGCUAGGGAUGGAGAUUUCUUAGAGCAAAUGUCAAGCCAUUCAAUUUUUUGUGGUAUAUUUUUCAAAGAUAAGUUUCUUAAAUAUUUUUACAUGCAUCCUAAUGUCCCUCCCAGUCCCCAAAAUCAAAGUGUACUUUUUGUUUUUAUGCUUAACUUAUAAAAUCAUCUUUUUAAUAAAAUAGCAUUAGGUUUUGUUGUUGUUUUUAAAGUUAGUAUUGAUAAAAAUAACUAACUUAGAUUUUUGCUUCAAAAUGCAUUAAUUCACAGUGACAUAAAAUUUCAGAACUCAGUGCUAUGAAUGCCAUCAGAUUAAUAAACGUACAGACUGUCUCUGAAAGAAGGCACUUUUAUUGCUACCACACUGUGUUAGAACAUUGACCUAGCUGUAUGAAUUUUUAUACUAACAAAGUUCUGGAUAAAAUUCAUUUGACACUGAUAAAAUGAAAAUGUGGCGGCUUCAGUUUUAUGACUCCAACUAAACCAAAUUAGAUACUCUCACUAUCAUUAAUUAAAAUGCUAGUUUUCAACAAUAUACUCCAUGUAACUGGAGUUCACAAUCCAAGUCAUGUUCGUAAUCUCUGUGAACACAAAAUUAAACAUUGAAACACUGAAAGUAUGCCUUCAGAGUUUACACUGAGUCACAGAAUGUUUAAUCCUAAGUGACAAACACC